AUGGUGAGGAUUGCACGAAUGGUGAAUGGCCAGGUGACGAGUUUCAGAUGCGCGGGAGUGUGCCUGGCGGUCAGCUGGAAUCAUAUGACCAUGGACGGGUUCGCCUUCGAUCGAUUCAUCAAAGCGUGGUGGGAAAUUGCAGACACGGGGCAGACGUCCGUCGAGCCAUCUUUCGAGCGAUCCUUCGCGCCCUCGGUCUCGGACAAAGCCCGAGUGCUGGGCAUCGCGCUGGACAUGAAGAACGUGGGCGACGCACUGUCCAAGAGAUUUAGGAACUUCCCAUCGUCGAGCGCUGCGCAAUUCCCCGUCGUGAACAAGUUGAUCAAUGUUCAGAUGGCCUCGGUGGAAAGGUUACGGCAGACAGCGAGAGAGGAUCGUGACGCCGGACCUCUCCAGCGACACGAACGCCUCACAACAUUCGAGUGCAUCUCGACUCAGAUAUGGCGAUGCUUCGCCAGAUUGUGCCGUGACGAAGACGACCUCAUCCACCUCCGAUUCACCGUCGAAUGCCGAAAGAAAUGCAGAGUCCCUCCCAUUGCAGACGAUUUUGCUGGUAACAUGUAUCUAUUCAUCGGUCCUCCGGCAUCGACAGGACGGGAAGUAUUAGACAAAUCCUUCACUCGGGGAGCAUGUGAAAUCCACGAGGUUGUAAACAGCGUGACUCCUGCGUCAGUGGCUAGCCUGCUCGACAACCAAUUCAAAUCGAUAGACGCAAUGGCAUCCGUGGUGAAUGAAGAAUUUCCAAACUCCCAUUCUGCUGCAAAGAGUCUUCUGCCAGUGACGAUCACUUCAUGGAGUCACUUCGAUAACUUCUACAAACUCGACUUCGGAUUCGGCCCUCCAAUUCUCUCCGCUCCGUGCUCUCUGUUCAACGUCGUGAACGAUCCGGUCGUGUACCUCCUCCCUCACGAUCCCAACUCUGUCGACGCUGCUCCAAUCCUCCUCCGUGCAAGUCCAACGAUACAUGCUCUGCUUUCUAGAGAUCCUGAGUUCUUAGACCUGAUUUCGUAA
Marchantia polymorpha subsp. ruderalis is the source of this 1011-nucleotide messenger RNA. Lineage: Eukaryota; Viridiplantae; Streptophyta; Marchantiopsida; Marchantiales; Marchantiaceae. The record is from the annotation of a GenBank genome assembly.